This is a messenger RNA of Boeremia exigua, 366 nucleotides long. RefSeq lists its product as uncharacterized. Lineage: Eukaryota; Fungi; Ascomycota; Dothideomycetes; Pleosporales; Didymellaceae. The record is from RefSeq and is a predicted model, not a curated record. The coding region runs from base 1 to 366 and encodes 121 amino acids. The transcript has 2 exons.
AUGGCAGGACGCAUACUUCCAAUCGCCUUAGCAACCGUCUCCGGCAUUGCAAUUGGCAUGGCGACCUUUGGCGAGGAGCUCAAAGCGCAGAGGAUGAACAGGCUCACAGAGGAGUACAACCGAGAAGUAGCUGCUGCUGCAGCUGCAAGCAGUAAGAGUCCAACAGCAAUCGCGUCCGCUGCGACGACCGUCACGCCACCGUCCGCUCCGGUGCAAUCCCCAGUCAAGGAAGAGACAAAACCAGCUGCCAGCUCAUGGUCCGAUGCUUUGGGUUUCUGGGCUUGGAAGAAGAGCCCACAACAGGAUUCAGUGCCCGCUGCUCCAGCUGUCGCACAUGAAGCACCGGAGCACACCAAGAAGCCUUGA